UGCACACACACAGGAACACGAGUGGGCCUGAUACCAGGCUGGUGCUGCUAGGCGAUCAGAUGGUCAAGUCUAUCAUGUGGCAGCUAUUGCAGGGGAUGAAGUACCUACACGACAACUGGAUCCUGCACCGCGAUAUGAAACCUGCAAACAUCCUGUUGAUCGGGUCUGGCCGAGAAAUCGGGACGGUCAAAAUCUGCGAUUUGGGAAUGGCUCGAGUCUUCAACAAUCCUCUUAAACGGAUGUCGGAUGUAGAUCCCGUGGUGGUGACCAUAUGGUACCGUGCACCGGAACUACUUCUGGGGUCCAAGCACUACACCAAGGCCAUAGACAUGUGGGCCAUCGGUUGCAUCUUUGCUGAGCUUAUGACCACCAAGCCCAUAUUCCGAGGACAUCAGGAAGAGGUGCGUGCGCGUGUCGGUCUGUAG
Molecule: messenger RNA, 425 nt
Organism: Sphaeroforma arctica JP610
Lineage: Eukaryota; Ichthyosporea; Ichthyophonida
Product: serine/threonine protein kinase
Exons: 3
Biological process (GO): protein phosphorylation
Cellular component (GO): mediator complex; nucleus
Molecular function (GO): RNA polymerase II CTD heptapeptide repeat kinase activity; ATP binding; cyclin-dependent protein serine/threonine kinase activity
Source: RefSeq, a predicted model, not a curated record